AUGAAAGGAAAAGGCAAUACUUUUAAAGAUGUUUUUGUAAGGAGAAAAAAGGUUGAACAGGCAUUGCAAUGGUUGAUAAAACAUAACCCCCAAUACCCCAGUGUAAAGGUUAAUAUUACUUCACUUAACUCUUUACCAGUUAAUGGUGUUCCAGCUGAACUCCAAAUUAUUGAAUCAGACAAUGAUCCGGAGGGAAAAUUAGAUGAAAUUUAUCAUUCUUAUGACACAGAAG
Paramuricea clavata is the source of this 232-nucleotide messenger RNA. The record is from the annotation of a GenBank genome assembly. Lineage: Eukaryota; Metazoa; Cnidaria; Anthozoa; Malacalcyonacea; Plexauridae.